Molecule: messenger RNA, 543 nt
Organism: Paramecium sonneborni
Lineage: Eukaryota; Ciliophora; Oligohymenophorea; Peniculida; Parameciidae
Source: the annotation of a GenBank genome assembly
AUGAGUUUGACAUGUAGGUAUUUGUAUCAAAGAAACAAAUGCUCACUUCAAUAAUACUAAUAUUAAGAUCCCAUAAAUCACUUUCAUGAUAAUCUUCAAAAAUUUAACUAAUAUCUUGUUCACAACAAUAAACCAAUUUUACCUCCUAUUAAAGAAUAUUAAAGACAUAAAUCUUAUUCAAUUCAAUAUGAUUCUUAAUUUUAUUUAAACUUACAUCAAAAACAUCCUUAUUUAGAUAAAAUUAAACCAAAAAUAAAAAUGAGGACAUAAAUUUCUUAAAACUCUGAAUUAGAAAUCAGCUUAUCUUUACAAAUAAGAAAAGCUAAAUUAAAAGAUAUUUCAUUUAGUAGAUAAAAUUAUUAAUCAAAUGGGAUGCAAAAGAAAGAAGAAAAGAUUUUCACAUUAAAUAAUUUAUCUAAUUCAUUCAAAAAUAAAAAAUAAGAUAGUAAUGAAAAAUAUCUUGAAGAACCUUAAUAGACAAACAAAAUUAAUGAAUCAUAAAUCUGCGGUUGGUUAUAAUUAAAUAAUGAAGAUAAUUAUUGA